This is a messenger RNA of Scheffersomyces coipomensis, 474 nucleotides long. It is a transcript of the gene BUD31, whose product is annotated as U2 snRNP complex subunit. Gene Ontology annotation, biological process: mRNA splicing, via spliceosome. NCBI's taxonomy places the organism in Eukaryota, Fungi, Ascomycota, Pichiomycetes, Serinales, Debaryomycetaceae. The record is from RefSeq and is a predicted model, not a curated record. The transcript has a single exon. Bases 1 to 474 code for a protein of 157 amino acids. Gene Ontology annotation, cellular component: spliceosomal complex; nucleus.
AUGCCUAAAGUACCUACAAAGAGGAUAAAGAAGAACUCUCCACCACCAGAAGGGUAUGAUAAAAUCAGACCAACUUUAGAAAAGUUGUUAGAAAAGUUGAAACAAGCACAAUCAGAAGAUGAUAAGAUCAAAACUAAGAAUCAAUCAUUAUGGAAAAUCAUUCAAUUAAAUUUUCAAAUCACACGAUAUGUGUAUGAUAUGCAUUAUAGUCGUCAUUUAAUCAGUAAAGAGCUCUAUGGUUGGUUACUUUUACAGAAUUACGUUAAUUCUUCUUUAAUAGCGAAGUGGAAGAAACAAGGAUAUGAGAAUUUAUGUUGUGUACAAUGUAUCUUAGUAUCUGAUAAAAAUCAUAAGAAUCCAUGUAUUUGUCGAGUACCAAAGGAUAAGUUAUUUGAGAAUAAUGAAGAUCCAUCUAAAAUCAAGACUCUUGAAUGUAUUACUUGUGGUUGUAAAGGUUGCGCAAGUACAGAUUGA